GAGAGACAGAGAGAGAGAGACAGACAGGGAGGAGGCUGCUCUCAUCAAAGGAGCUCUCAAGCUCUACAAGUUAAUGAGGGACGUAGCCGAGACCCUGAAGCCCUCAGACCCUGACAGCUGCACACAGACAGACGGACGGACGGACGGACGGACGGACAGACGGACGAAGUGACAGGAGAAGCUCGAGGACAAAAUACUAAUCCAAGUCUGAAAUGACGUGGCGUGAGGAGCUACGUAGUCGGCAGUUCUGGCGUGCCAUGAUGGCAGAGCUGCUCGGCACCCUGGUGUUAGUGAGCGCUGUGCUGGGUGCCUCGGUGCCAGGCCCUGGAGAAGCCCCCGGGGGACCCCUGUACCCAGCUGUGGCAGUAGGUGUGGCGAUUGUCGCAAUGGCACACUGUUUUGGGGAAAUAAGCGGAGCUCAGGUGAAUCCUGCUUUGACUUUGUCCUUCAUGACCACACGGAGGCUGGAUGUUCUCCGGGGCCUCGUUUAUAUCACUGCUCAGUGUUUGGGGGCCUCUUUAGGAGCCGGGGCCCUUUAUCUGGCUCUGCCAGUCAAAACCACUGCAGACCAUUUUGUCAACAAGGUGCCCAUAGAGUUACAUGCAGCUCAGGCUCUCGGUAUCGAGGUUCUGUGCACCUUCCAGAUGGUCUUUACUGUCUUCUCCGUGGAGGACCAGCGGCGGAGGGAGAGUCCAGAACCAGGAAACCUGGCCAUUGGAUUAGCACAUAGUGCUGGAGUGCUCAUAGGGGCUCGGUUCUCUGGUGCGAGUAUGAAUCCUGCCCGAUCUCUGGGUCCAGCCAUCAUCACUGGCUUCUGGGAAAACCACUGGGUUUAUUGGAUUGGACCGGUGCUCGGUGCCGUACUGGCCGGAGUGUCCCACGAAUUCUUCUUUGCACACAGCGCCUCCCGUCAGAAGCUGGUGGCCUGUUUGACCUGUAAAGACAUUGAGAUCGUAGAGACGACCAGCAUGACGGGGUCGUCUCUGUCCACGGUGACGCAGAACGCACGAGUGAAGCAGGCCAACAAACAGGAGAACAACUGACACGAAGAGCCACACAGGAACACACACUUUGUACAGCAUCACAGUGAUUUUUAUGAAGAUGCACCGUGUUCAGUUCAGCAGGCUUGACUGCAGUGGGGACCAAAGAAAAGGGAGAAGUUGCAUUAAAGGUUCAACUUCUCACACAUGAUAUGCUGUAAUGUAGAAAAUGAGACAGUAGCUGCCAGUGACCCAAGCAAAUAUUGAACAUGAUAACAUCAUUCUUCAGUAUAAACAUUAUUCUUUUCAGUUUUAAAGCACCCAAGGAAGAAAUAUUUUCUCAAAUUGAAAUUUCUCAAGUUGUACCAUGAGAAAGAGAGAAUGUGGCUGUAUAAAGGAAAUAAACAAUGUCUAUCAAUGCUGAU
Molecule: messenger RNA, 1405 nt
Organism: Acanthochromis polyacanthus (spiny chromis)
Lineage: Eukaryota; Metazoa; Chordata; Actinopteri; Pomacentridae
Product: aquaporin AQPAe.a
Exons: 6
Coding region: 213-1043 (276 amino acids)
Biological process (GO): transmembrane transport
Cellular component (GO): plasma membrane
Molecular function (GO): water channel activity
Source: RefSeq, a predicted model, not a curated record